Myxozyma melibiosi is the source of this 3740-nucleotide messenger RNA. Its product is annotated as organelle alpha-mannosidase. Gene Ontology annotation, molecular function: carbohydrate binding; alpha-mannosidase activity. Gene Ontology annotation, biological process: mannose metabolic process; oligosaccharide catabolic process. The coding region runs from base 190 to 3522 and encodes 1110 amino acids. The transcript is spliced from 3 exons. The record is from RefSeq and is a predicted model, not a curated record. Gene Ontology annotation, cellular component: fungal-type vacuole membrane. Lineage: Eukaryota; Fungi; Ascomycota; Lipomycetes; Lipomycetales; Lipomycetaceae.
GCACUCCCAAUUGGAUGACUAACACAUACUAUAGUUAAUGACUCAGCAUGUAAACAAUGCGGGCCUUGUUCUCGAUAACGUUCGAGGCUGUGGAGAGAAGUGAGAUUAGACCUCCCCGAGCACAGACUUCGUCUCGAGCUGCUAUCCAUACGCAGACUAUCAGACAAGACCGCAAUUCCUGCUGCGAUCAUGGCUCCCUCGUCCGAUUAUCCUCAGCUGAACAACAAGCCGGUCGCGAAGAAGGUCCGCGACAUCUACAAGGGCCGCAUCGACCAGUUCCUCAGCACCGGUCCCUACAGAGACCUCAACCUUCCUGCGGUUCUCGACGAAGCUCGUACUUCUGACGAGGAGUAUGUCCGUCUUGAGGUCUACUCCGUGCCCGACCUUGCCCGCCCGCACUUUGCGGAGGCCAUCAAGGGCAAGUUCCGUCCUGCUCGCAAGGGUGAGGCAUUUGGCCCAUCGUGGAGCACCCAUUGGUUCAAAGUCCACAUUCGAGUGCCUGAGACCGAGCCCUGGCUGAGCAACAAGCAGCUCGAAUGGCACUGGGAAAACCACAACGAAGGUCUUGUUUACUCCGAGGACGGCAUGCCGCUCCAGGGUCUCACCGGUGACGACGAGCGUCCGCACUGGCCUAUCCCUGAGGAGUUCCGCGAUGGCGCCUGGCACGUGUUUUACCUCGAGGCCUCCUGCAACGGCAUGUUUGGCAACGGUGACGGCGACCAGAUCGCGCCCCCCGAUCCCGGCCGCUGGUUCGAGUUGUCGAACGCCGACCUCGUCGCACCCUUCCACGAGGCCAGAGCUCUCUACCUCGACUUUGGCAUCAUUGCCGACGCUGCUCGCCAGCUCGAUCAAGACUCUUGGGAGAGUUACCUUGCGCUCAAGGUCUGCAACGAUGUCAUGAACGCCUUUGACCCCGAGGAUCCCUCGACUGUCUACAAGUGUCGUGAGAUCACAAAGUCUUACCUUGGUGAAGCAAUUGACUCGACAGAUGUGUACCAGUCUGGCCAGAAGGACUUUGUCUACUGUAUCGGUCACUGCCAUAUCGACACCGCAUGGCUUUGGCCCUACGCCGAGACUCGCCGCAAAACGGCCCGUUCUUGGGCAUCGCAGAUCAGUCUUAUUCGCCGAUACCCCGAGCACCGCUUCGCUUGUUCCCAGGCCCAGCAGUACAAGUGGUUGAAGUCCGAAUACCCGGAUCUCUACGAAGAGAUCAAAAAGGAGGUCAAGAACGGCAAGUUCAACUACAUUGGCGGGUCCUGGGUCGAGAACGAUACCAACAUGCCCUCCGGCGAAGCUCUUGUUCGCCAGAUGCUUCUCGGCCAGCGCUACUUCCAGAGCGAAUUCGGCGAGCGCUCAGUCACAUACUGGCUUCCUGAUACCUUUGGAUAUUCGCCCCAAGUGCCCCAGGUUUGCCGUGGAGCCGGCAUGUCUCGGUUCUUGACUCAAAAGCUGAGUUGGAACAACAUCAACAACUUCCCCAACAGCACUUUCAACUGGGUCGCUCUGGACGGAAGUCAGGUGCUCUGCCACAUGCCCCCUGCAAACACCUAUACCUCGCGCGUCGAGUUCUCCGAGGUCGCUGGCUCGCUCAGAAACCACAAGAACCUUGAACAGGACCAGACCGGACUGCUCGUCUUUGGUAUCGGUGACGGCGGCGGUGGUCCUACUCAGGAGCACUUGGAGAAGCUUCGUCGCUACCGUGGAUUGUCUGACACUGUCGGUCUCCUGCCGCGUGUCAAGAUGGGCCACACUGCCGACGAGUACUUUGACAAGCUUGAGAAGACCUCGAAAGAUGGUAAGGAACUCGUCACCUGGGUCGGCGAGCUUUACUUUGAGCUUCACCGUGGUACUUACACCACCCAGAGUGACGUGAAGAAGGGCAACCGUGAGUCUGAGAUUCUUCUCCAUGAUAUCGAAUACUUUGCCACUCUUGCGACUACCACCAACCCCGACUACAAGUAUCCUACUGAGCGAAUCGAUGACUUGUGGGAGAUUGUGUGUCUCAACCAGUUCCACGACGUCCUUCCUGGAUCUGCUAUCGAGAUGGUGUACGACGACGCAAAGAAGCUCUACGCAGAGGUUGCCGAGAAGGGUAACGUGCUUCUUCAAGAAGCUGCCGAGGCUCUUGGGUUCACCGCCAACCCGACUACUGCUAAUGCCGAGUUUGUGGCGGUCAGCUCGCUUCCUUGGCCGCGCCAGGUUAUCAUGGACGUUCCUAGCACUCUUGCUACUGGCAAGGUGCUUGCUCAGAAGACGGAAAACGAGAAGCAUUACGUCGUCUUGGAGACUGGCGUCAAUAACCUCCUGCGCCCCGUCCAGGGAAUCAAGUCGACCGCGGACAACAGCGUCUCGCUUACCGAGGUUGCUGCUGAUACCAUUGUCCUAGAGAACAAGAAGCUCAAGAUUACCCUCACCUCCGGUGUUAUCACGGGUCUCUACGAUAAGACCGAGGAGCGCGAGGUUCUUUCCGAGGGCGGAAAGGCUAACCACUUUGUUCUCUUUGACGAUAAGCCGCUUUACUUCCAGGCUUGGGAUACUGAGGUAUACUCGCUCGACAAGUUCAAGUAUUUGGAUGAUGCCAAGAUGACUGUGGGCGAGACCGGGCCUCUGCGUGCGUCUGUGGUGGUUGAGAUCAAGAUCUCGGACAAGAGUUGGUUGAAGUCAACGAUCUCUCUCGAUGCAUCGAUUGCUCCUCAGGCUGCGUCUGCCGAUCUCGGGCCGAUCACCGCUCUUUCCUACCUCGACAUCGAGACCGAGGUUGAGUGGCACGAGACGCAUAAGUUUCUCAAGACCGAGUUCAACGUCGACGUCCACUCCGAGCUUGCAAACUACGAGACACAGUUUGGACUGAUCCGGAGACCGACUCACUACAACACGUCUUGGGACGUUGCCAAGUUUGAGGUGUGCUGCCACAAGUGGGCUGACUUAUCCGAGGCUACGUAUGGUGUGACUAUCAUGAACAACUGCAAGUACGGCUUUGCUAUCCAUGGUAACUCCAUGCGCUUGAGUUUGUUGCGUUCGCCCAAGGCUCCUGACGGACAUGCUGAUAUGGGCCACCAUGUGAUGAAGUACGCGAUUCUUCCUCACUCGGGUCCUAUCAACGCUGACGUCGUUCGUGCGUCUUACGACUUCAACUACCCUGUGCGCCCGUACUUCAUUGAGCGCAAGAUCGUGCAGUGCGCCGAAAACCUUUUGGGAUCCAUCACGAUCGAGCAGCCUUCAAACAUCAUCAUCUCAAACAUCAAGCGUGCAGAGGACGACGUCGACGUGAGCCGCGGCCACCUCCCGAUCCGAGAGGGUAAGAACAUCAUCGUGCGUGUGUACGACAGUAUCGGCGGCAAGUCCAAGGGCGUUCUUGCCACGAACUUGCCGAUCAAGAGAGUCUGCUGGGCGAACUUGCUCGAGGACGAGAAGGAGGAGAUCCCGUUCCAGACCAUGAAGGUUAACCGGCGCAGCGUGACGAGAAUCCCGAUCUCGUUGCGUGCGUUCGAGGUCUCGACGCUUAUCUUGGAGCUUCAGUAGAUCUUUUACUAAGUACUCUUGUGUGGAAGGAUGAGUGUUAUGGGUGGAUCUUGUGGUGUGUUUAUUCUGAAGGUCUGGUGAGGUGAUUUUAGUGUGAAAAAUUUGCUGGUUUUAAUGCUGUUGUUGAGAAAAGAAAGAUUAUCGAUCCAAUCGUUUAUUCUGUGAAUCAAUGUGAGGCUAGUUUCCAAUAAUUCUACUUCUUCCAAAAGAUGAGAAAG